CACGUGGUAGGCUAUAGGCUGCCCACGUGUACAUCGUGCUGAGGGUUUGUUCUUACGAGGAGAGAAUGGGAGCCGACGAGCCUGGAAUUGAAGCGUGGUAUCUCGAUGAAUCGCAAGAGCAGCAGCGUGUAUCCAAAAAAAUUCUCGAUGAUCUUGGUGUGCUGCAGUGGCACUUAAAUGCGGAUUUGUACGAGACAGACCCGGAGCUCAAGGCUAUUCGAGACGAGCGAGGCUACGAUUACUAUGAUAUCAUCACAAUCGCGCCUGGAAAGCUUCCCAACUACGAGGAGCGGAUCAAAAGUUUCUACGAGGAGCACAUCCACACGGACGAGGAGAUUAGAUACUGUCUCGAAGGAAGUGGAUACUUUGACGUGAGAGAUGGCAGCGAUCGGUGGAUUCGUGUGUGGACCAAGAAGGGCGACAUGAUCAUUCUCCCGGCUGGGAUGUAUCAUCGAUUCACACCGGAUUCCAACAAUUUCAUCACGGUGAUGCGCCUCUUUAGUGGACAUCCAAUCUGGACAGCGUUUAAUCGGCCCCAAGAAGACAAUCGUGCAAGAGUGGAGUACGUAAACAAUUUCCUCGCGAAGAUCAAAAAGUGCGCACAAAGUUGAUCAUAGAAUAUUUUUUUUCUCAAAUGCAUCCAGGCAGGAGAGAGAUAAGAAAAUCACUAUGAUACAUAUUUCCAUAGCUUCAAACAUCCUCUAGGUUUACAUAUCUAUAAAAAAAAAACAAAAGAUUGUUUCGAUCUA
Molecule: messenger RNA, 749 nt
Organism: Selaginella moellendorffii
Lineage: Eukaryota; Viridiplantae; Streptophyta; Lycopodiopsida; Selaginellales; Selaginellaceae
Product: 1,2-dihydroxy-3-keto-5-methylthiopentene dioxygenase 3
Exons: 7
Coding region: 66-611 (181 amino acids)
Molecular function (GO): acireductone dioxygenase [iron(II)-requiring] activity
Source: RefSeq, a predicted model, not a curated record